AUGGCGCAACUUUCUAUUUACCUUCUGCCAGUCUUCAAAUUGCUGAUGCUGUCACCACUUGUCAUCAUCAUGUGUACAGCGGUUACAGACAAGAACAACAAAUCACUUGACAACAGUGUGAGUUUUUUCAUACCUUUCGCAAACACUAAAUAAAAGGUUUUAAAACUUUGUUCAAGCUAACAGUUCAGUUUCUUUUUAUUCAAGUCUUCAAAAAUACAUUUUGUACGAAUUGUUUCAAUAACAUCUCUAUUUGAAAAUAGUGAUUUCUUGAUCAACUAUAGCCUCUUCCAUCGUGUUAUGGUGUUGGACAACCAGGUACAAAUGGUAUUCCAGGAGUGAAUGGCAUCCCAGGAUCCCCUGGGAUACCUGGUCGUGAUGGACGUGAUGGAGUGAAGGGAGAAAAGGGAGGCCCGGGAAAGACUGGACAACAGGGUCGAGUUGGCUUGAAGGGAAAGCGAGGGGAAAAAGGAGAGAGUCAGGUCCUGGGGAGUGCCUACCUUCCCUCCCACGUGAACUGGAAAGAGUGCUCUUGGAAAAAAGCAGAUGGCAGAGAUACAGGCGAAAUAUAUGUAAGUGUUCGGGUUAAAAAACAAAGUGCUAACAUGUUUACCGAGAAAUAUGUCUCUAAGAGGAGGGCAUUCUGAAAAUGAUGAGAAAGUGAGAAGACUUGUGCUCGAUUUACGAACACAUCCUUAGGUGACUGAAGAUUUAAUGUUUCUUAUUUUGCAUGCUCCUUGGUCGUCUCUUGCAUUUUAUCGCGCUCAGCUGUGUCUUCUCCAUCACGUUUCAUGCUGUUUAAAUUACAUUUUUAGUAGUCAGUUUUCUUAAACGACGAGCUAAUAGACUAUCACUUUCUUUUGCAGAGCUGUCAAUUCAUGAAGAAUUUCACGGAAACUGCCCUCCAUGUUUACUUUGAUGGUAAUCUCAGGAUUUACAACUGUGAUAGCUGCUGCAGUCGUUGGUAUUUCACCUUCAAUGGCGCCGAGUGUAGCUCUCCUGGGUCAAUUGAUGGAGCAUUUUAUAUGGCAGCAGGAGCUGGCAAAUCUUUAACCUUCACCGUCACCGUCACAUUGAAGGACACUGCAAUAACAUUCACAAAGGAAAAGUGCGAGUGGGAUUCUGGGUUGGAAACUGCAACACUGGCCACAAACUUGCUGACGCAUACACAGGCUGGACCACAAUGUCCCGCAUCUUCAUUGAAGAAGUCUCAAGAAGCCAAC
Messenger RNA from Porites evermanni, 1220 nucleotides. The record is from the annotation of a GenBank genome assembly. NCBI's taxonomy places the organism in Eukaryota, Metazoa, Cnidaria, Anthozoa, Scleractinia, Poritidae.